Molecule: messenger RNA, 509 nt
Organism: Neolamprologus brichardi
Lineage: Eukaryota; Metazoa; Chordata; Actinopteri; Cichliformes; Cichlidae
Gene: timm8a
Product: translocase of inner mitochondrial membrane 8 homolog A (yeast)
Source: RefSeq, a predicted model, not a curated record
UCCCGUUUCCCGUCGUGCACACGCACGUGAAGGUCAGCAAUAAAGCCAUUAAGCAUUUACAGUUUGCAAAAUAUUACCAGUACGACCUCUUUAUAAGCAGGUAUGGACAGCCAGGGAGCGACAGCUGACCCUCAGCUUCAGCAGUUCAUCGAAAUCGAGUCUCAGAAACAAAGAUUUCAGCAGCUGGUGCAUCAAAUGACGGAGGUCUGCUGGGAGAAGUGUAUGGAUAAACCCGGGCCGAAGCUGGACUCGAGGACGGAAGCGUGCUUUGUAAACUGCGUGGAGCGAUUCAUCGACACCAGCCAGUUCAUCUUAAACAGACUGGAACAGACUCAGAGGAGCCGGGGGUCGUUCUCAGAGACCAUGUCAGACUAAAAACUGUCUCUCAGAGCACUAACGAGGCACACGGGCACUGCUCUGAGAGGGACGUACCUCUGACCCUGCUGUCUGUGCAGUACCUUGAAGAACUGUCCAGCCAAUGGGGGGAAAAGGAAUCUAAAGUGUUACCU